AGUUCAGAACUCCUUGGACCUUCCCAGUCCAUUAUGUCAACUGUAAAUGACACCAAAUGCAAAUCUGCAGUAUUCCUUCUCACCGGGAUACCUGGGCAGGAAUAUGUUCAUCUGUGGAUCUCCAUCCCCUUUUGUUUCAUGUAUCUUAUUUCAAUAUUAGGAAAUUCAGUCAUUCUGUUCAUUAUAAAAACAGAUCCAAGCCUCCAUGAGCCCAUGUAUAUUUUCCUUUCCAUGUUGGCUGUCACAGAUGUUGGCUUAUCGAUAGCCACAAUACCGACGAUACUGGGCAUAUUCUUGUUUAAUUCUAGGGAAAUAAGCUUUGAUGCCUGUUUUGUCCAGCUGUUCUUCAUCCACUCGCUUCAAUUCAUUGAAUCCUCCAUGCUCUUUCUGAUGGCCUUUGACCGCUUCGUCGCGAUCUGUUACCCACUGAGAUAUGCUUCCAUCUUAACCCGGCAAAGAAUAGCCAAGAUGGGAUUUCUGUUUGUGCUAAGAGGGUUGGCCAUAGUAUUCCCAAUCCCCUUUCUCCUAAAACGGUUCCAAUAUUGUCGAGCUAAUAUCCUCUCCCAUUCCUACUGCCUGCACCAGGACGUUAUUAAGAUGGCUUGUUCGGACAUCACAUUCAAUAGCACCUAUGGCUUGGUUGUUACACUCUUAACAGUGGGUUUGGACUCACUUUUCAUCUUCCUCUCUUAUGUGAUGAUCCUCAAAGCAGUGCUGAGCCUUGCGUCCCACAUGGAGUGCCUCAGGGCCUUGAACACCUGUGUCUCCCACCUCUGCGCCAUCCUGCUCUUUUACACUCCAGAAAUUGGUUUGUCUGUGCUACACAGAUUUGGGAAGGGCUCUUCUCCCUUGUUUCAGAUUCUCCUGGGCUACAUCUACUUGUUGGUUCCACCUCUGAUUAAUCCAGUUGUGUACAGCGUGAAAAGCAAACACCUUCGUGAGAGGAUAAUCAGGGUGUUCAUCAAGUGA
Molecule: messenger RNA, 969 nt
Organism: Dermochelys coriacea (leatherback sea turtle)
Lineage: Eukaryota; Metazoa; Chordata; Testudines; Dermochelyidae
Product: olfactory receptor 51G2-like
Exons: 1
Coding region: 34-969 (311 amino acids)
Biological process (GO): G protein-coupled receptor signaling pathway
Cellular component (GO): membrane
Molecular function (GO): G protein-coupled receptor activity; olfactory receptor activity
Source: RefSeq, a predicted model, not a curated record